This is a messenger RNA of Centrocercus urophasianus (Greater sage-grouse), 1191 nucleotides long. RefSeq names its product claudin-3-like. The transcript has a single exon. Gene Ontology annotation, biological process: cell adhesion; bicellular tight junction assembly. Gene Ontology annotation, cellular component: plasma membrane; bicellular tight junction. The record is from RefSeq and is a predicted model, not a curated record. The coding region runs from base 109 to 753 and encodes 214 amino acids. Gene Ontology annotation, molecular function: structural molecule activity. Lineage: Eukaryota; Metazoa; Chordata; Aves; Galliformes; Phasianidae.
CAGGUGCACCCAGGUGUAAGCCGAUCCCCACGGCUGCAGCAGCGAGCGGAGCACAGGGUGGUUUCGGUCAGCGGGUUCCUCUCUGCCAUCGCCUGGGAGCCGGACACCAUGUCUAUGGGGCUGGAGAUCGGGGGGUUGACCCUGUCGGUGCUGGGCUGGCUGUGCAGCAUCAUCUGCUGCGCGCUGCCCAUGUGGAAGGUGACGGCCUUCAUCGGCAACAACAUCGUGACGGCGCAGAUCAUCUGGGAAGGGCUGUGGAUGAACUGCGUGGUGCAGAGCACGGGGCAGAUGCAGUGCAAGGUGUACGACUCCAUGCUGGCCCUGCCUCAGGACCUGCAGGCCGCCCGCGCGCUGCUGGUGGUGGCCAUCGUGCUGGCCGUGCUGGGCCUGAUGGUGGCCAUCGUGGGCGCCCAGUGCACGCGCUGCGUGGAGGACGAGACCACCAAGGCCAAGAUCACCAUCGUCUCCGGCGUCAUCUUCCUGCUCUCCGGCAUCAUAACCCUCAUCCCCGUCUCCUGGUCGGCCAACGCCAUCAUCCGGGAUUUCUACAACCCGCUGGUGCUCGACGCUCAGAAGCGGGAGCUGGGCUCGUCACUUUAUGUGGGCUGGGCGGCCUCCGCGCUGCAGCUCUUCGGGGGGGCCCUGCUCUGCUGCUCCUGCCCCCCAAAAGACGAGAGGUACACGACCAGCAAGGUGGCUUACUCCGCCCCGCGCUCUGCCGUUACCAGCUACGACAAGAGGAACUAUGUGUGAGCCCCUGCAUCCCCCCAGCCCAGCCCUACGGGGGGCUCGGCAGCUCCUGCACCCACUUCCAGCCCCACCGCCGGAACCGGCACCGUCGGGGACCCUCCGCCCCGCAGGCCGGGGAGAGAGCUCCCCCCCCGAGGGUGCCCGGCCCCGGUGGGAGCAGGCAGGGGAAUGAUGGGGGGGGCGAUGGGAUCGGUGCCGGGGUCAGGGCCGGGCAGUGCGAGCGGGAGCCGGGCGGGCGGCUGUGUCAAUACCGACGGUUUCAUGUAAACAGAGCCGGUUUCGGGUUGCCAGGAGAGCUGUGUGCAGCAGCGCCAGGAGGAAGCUCCGUGUCCCCCCGCCCUGCUCUGCCGGCCCCCCCCGCCGCCAGCCGGGCACCUUCUCUCCCUGUUACGCGUGGUCUGUACAAGUUACAUUUGUCAAUAAACGAGUCCUGUUUUGGUA